AUGCCUUCCCCCUUCAAUGCCAUGUUGAGCAACACAGAACUCAGAUCUGCUGUCGAGGAAGAAGUCCCCCGUGUCGUGCUAACCCUCCCUGAGGAGUUGAUAACUGUGGGGACAGGUGGUCCCCCUCCACCCCCUCCUCUACUCAGCGGGGUACCCUCUGCUCCUCCAGUGCUUGUUGGGGGCCCGCUCUACCCCUCUGCCCCCUCCGUGCUCUCCAUCCAGUUCUCAUGGGGCUCGAUGCGUCCGAUCUGCACCAUGGGUUCCUCCUCCACCCCUCUGCCCCUCCUCUGCUCGUUCGGCCCAUUCGCUGCUCAUUCUGCCCGUUCGUCGCUUGUUGAUCCUCUUUGGGUGCUCAUGGAGGCUCUUUGGGUGCUCAUCCUCCACCCUCCUGGUGCUCUUCCUCCUGCAUGA
This is a messenger RNA of Cyclocybe aegerita, 411 nucleotides long. Lineage: Eukaryota; Fungi; Basidiomycota; Agaricomycetes; Agaricales; Hemipholiotaceae. The record is from the annotation of a GenBank genome assembly.